GGCAACUGUCCGAACAGGGCAGCAGCAGCAACUUUUGUCGUAUUUGUAAUGUCACGGAGACAUUUUAAGUCAUUGGAGAAACUACUUUCUAAUGUGAGAAGCAAACGUUACACAAUUUCUCCAGUUCGAAAAUGUCCCAGGGAUGUACAGUUUCUGUGGAAGAGAUCCAGUCUUGGUGGGAAGUCCCCGCCAUAGCCCACUUCUGCUCGCUGUUCAGGACAGCAUUCAACCUUCCAGACUUUGAAAUAGAGGAGCUUGAGAAAGCCCUUUCGGUGCAGGAUUUGGACUUCCUUGGGGACCUAAUUGCUUGUCUUUUGCAAGGAUGCUACCAGCGCAAUGACAUAACCCCAGAGGCAUUUAGCAGUUACCUGGACGACAUCAUCAGCUACCGGUGGGAACUGGAAGAAGGGAAGCCCAACCCACUUCGAGGGGCCCCCUUUGAGAAUCUCCCUGCUCGCACUCAGGUGGAACUGCUGCACCGGCUGUGUGACUACCGUCUGGAUGCUGCUGAUGUCUUUGACCUGCUUAAGGGACUUGAUGCAGAUAGCCUGAGGGUUGAACCGCUGGGGCAGGAUGGAAAUGGAGCCCUCUACUGGUACUUUUAUGGCACUCGUAUGUACAAAGAAGAGCCAGUCAAUAGGAAAGCAGAGAGGAUUAGUGAACCCACUGAACCAACUUUACCAAAGAAAAAGAAAAGGGGAAGACCACCAAAGAAGAAAAAACUGGAAGACCCUCAGCUUAGUGACGUGGAGAGUGAAGUGACAGAAGUGAAGACAGAAAAUGAGCUGGAAGAUCUCCGCCCGAGCACAGGCUGUGAGCGAGGCACUUGGUCCCUUGUGUGUGAUACAGAGGAACAAUGGGCCAGUCUGGCAGAAAGCAUCAAGGACAAAACCUCCCCACAGGACCGCCACCUCUACCGUGUCAUCAGCGAGAACUUCCUGCCCGAGAUCAGCAGCAUGAUUGAGCACAAGGAGCGGGAGCAGAAACAGAAACUACUGGAUCCAACCCCAGUUCGCACAUCACAACGCUUCUCUGAAAAACACAUUUACCAAGACGAGGAGGACAAUCUGAAGGCCAUAGCAGAGGAGGAGAAGAAGAAAGAUGAAGAGCUGGACAGGCAGGUCCUGCUGGCUGAGCAGCGACGAGAAGAGGAAAGGCUUCUGUGGGAAGAACAGCAGAGAGAAAAGAUGGAGAAGAUCAAAGCUGUGGAGGAGCGAGCCAAGAGGCGGAAGAUGCGUGAGGAAAAGGCCUGGUUGCUGUCUCAAGGGAAAGACCUGCCACCUGAACUCUUGAAUCUGGAGCCAUCUUCUCCUGUCCAAAGAAGACGCAAGAAUAAAGAAUUCUAUGAAAUUGAUGACGACUACACUGCUUUAUAUAAGGUGCUUGAGGCCUUGAAAGCUCAUAAAGAUGCUUGGCCUUUCUUGGAGCCUGUGGAUGACUCCUAUGCCCCCAAUUAUCAUGAGAUCAUCAAGACUCCCAUGGACCUGUCCACCAUUGAAAAAAAGCUCAAUGAUGGGGAGUACGUUGCUAAGGAGGAGUUUGUUGCCGACGUGAAGCUCAUGUUUGAAAACUGCGUAGAGUACAAUGGAGAAGACAGUGAGUAUACCAUCAUGGCGGAGUCUCUAGAGCGGUGUUUUAGCCGGUCCUUAUUAAAACACUUUCCAUCAGAGGACGGCGACACAGAUGAAGAAUUCCACAUCAACAGCGAAGACAAGGAGCGCAAGGACAAAAAGCGCAGUCGUGGCAGUAAACAUUCAGGACCUGAAAGUCUGAUCAAGGCCACUGAGCAAGUCCAGCGCAAGCGAAACUCCCAGGGGGGCAAGGGCAACACACCCUCAGAGGAAGAGGACGGCAAACCAACAAGACCACCUCCUCCCCCUCACUGGUCCAAUGGCCCCCCUCAUCCCCACAGCCUUCCUCCAAGCCAGCAGCACAUCCAUGAAGGAGACAUCAGGAGCAUGUACCACCCAGGGCAACAGCUCCGUCGUCCCCCUGGUCCACAUGGUCCUCAUGGUCCACCUAUGUAUGCCCAGAGAAUGGUCUUGGAUCCCCGCUUCACUUACCCAGUUCACAUCCCCAGGCACAACUUUAACAUGCAGCAUCGCAUGGUUGAAGGACAUCACAUGGGCCCUAGGUAUCCAAUGGGCCCAGAUCCUAACCAGCAGCAGCCUCCACACCAGCAUCAACACCCCUACAUGGGUCCAACUCAUGGCCCGUCACUGGGCCCACGUCCCAUGGCCCUCCAGCCUGGACCCCCUUCUGAAGCCAGCAUGUACCCAUCCCACCACCGUCCAGAGGGCCACAACAUGCACCCCAUGGGCAACAGAUUCUCCGGGCCAGAAGGACCACCUCAGCACAACUACCCAGGCUUGAGACCUCCAGGAAUGGGACUAUCCAACAUGUGGACUGGUAUGAAUCAGGAGAGACCAAAUGGGAUGCGCAUGCAAGAUCGCAACAUGGUGAACCAGCGCAACUUUAGUUAUGGUGGAGUCCCUCCUCCAGUGGGGCAUAAACCAUGGCCAGAAGCUGCUGGAUACCCCCACCCUCCUCCGAAUAGCCAGUAUCAAGUGUCUGCAGCAGCCAGCUCCCCGGGGCCCAUGUCGCCACGUCCCCCUGUUCCCCACCCAGACUCCUCUGGCAGGACACGCUUGGCUUCUAUGCUGGAAAGCCCAGAGAUGCUGGCCCUGCAGCAGCUGUCAGCCUCUUCUGGACCCCCUGCUGGUGCCCCUCAUCAGCACACGGGCAACUUUCAGCAGCCUGGGCCCCCAUCAGGAAUUGGCAGCAUCCCAGCUCACCCCUCUCAUCAGCCUCCCCCUGCCCCUGAGGUUCAGCUGCUGCAUCCUGCUGGAGACAAUGGGCCAGACAGUCAGCCAUCCCAACAGACAGACAUGCAGCCCAAAGAUUCGACAUCAGAGAACAAAAUGGCUGCCAACAGAAUUUCUGAUGCGGCUUCAACAAAUAAAAACACUGUUUCAAUUCACCAAGAGCAACCUUCCAUUCCUAGCCACACUGGACAUGGCACUGGGCCAGCAGAGGGAAUGCGGAGUCCCCCAGCCCCUAACUUGGGCAGAUCACAGGAGAAUCCUUCUGGACUGGGCCUCCUCCAAGGCUCAACAGAGAGCCACAAGCAAGAGGUAGAUGGCCAGAGAUCUACCAGCCACUGUCCCCCUCAACAUGUUAGUGCCACGACUGUUUCAUCCCAUUUUAGCACAAGUAAUGUAAUCUCCACUGAUCCCACUCCACCCAACUGCACUCAGCAUUCACAGAACAGUCCACAGCAAAAACCUCUGAGCCCUGCACUUCUUGACCAGAAUGUACCACCACUGCAUGUUGCAGCAUCUCAGAAUUCCACUCAGCAGAUGUCCGAGAACAGCUUACCACACAUGCCAAAUGCAAAACAAAGUGAACACCUGCAGAACAUCCAAAAACAGCAGCAACCUCAGACAACACAGAGUACCCCUCCUCAGUGCCACCCUCAGAGCUCUCCCCAGGAGGUGACCCAGAACACACAGCAACACAAUUCUCUGCUACCUCCUCAUCAUGUCCCCCAAAACAUUUCUCCACGUCCUGCUCAGAACAGCCCGAUGCAUGGGAUGCCACAGAGUGCCGCACAAGGAGCCCAGCCUGGACCCCCUCAGCCUGCCCCGCUCACCUCCUUGCCACCCAGUCAUCCUACCCCACUGUUACCCUCCCACCCUAGCCCAGCAGACCAUGGAGAUCAAAGACCGAGUGAGCCUACAAGUAGACCAAACACAGAGGGCACUGUCGCUCCUCCACAGCACACCACAAUGAAAUCUGGGCCUCAAAAUGGUAUUUAUAAACACCAUCAAACCCUGCUGGUGGGUAGUAACCCAGGUAUGCAGGCUCAGAGAGGGCCAGCACCUGCUCACAAUCCAGCCAUGCAUCCACAGUCCCAAAGCCAGGCAAAUGGAGCCAUGGGUCCAUACAGUGUGGGGAACCAUCCACACUACAACCAGACAAACAUGACCGGGCCCAUGCCACCGUCUGCUCACCACACUUAUCACAACCAGGCCAUUAACCCCCUACACAGUCCUGCUCGCCACCCCACCUACCACCAGCAGGGAGGUACUGCGUACUCCUACCACAUGCCAGGCCAGCAGCACCCACAGGCCCACCCCAACAUAUACCCACCCCAUCAGUACCAGCAGCAACACUACUACCCCCAACUCUAUCCCCAAGCUCAGGCCCAUAACCAGGCCAACAGCAGAGGGAGUUAUCCUACAGAAGACUGGCAUCGGUCUCAUUAUCAACCUCGCCAACCUAUGCCACCCAGUGCCUAUCUGCCUGUAGCUAGUGCCAGAGGCAAUGGUCAUUUGAAGGAGAGCAGUCUGUCACCACUGGGCUCUGAGGGUUCCAGUGGUGCUAGUUUAGUGUCCCCUGGUCCUGUGCCUGAUGUAGGGCUUCACGCUGGAGGCCACGAGGAGGGCAAGUCUGAAAGCAGGGAGCAGGCCAGUGGAGACAGCAGCAGCGGUGGCAGCCCAGCAAAGCAGGUUCGUACGGAGAACUCAGAACGACCCGAAAGCCCUAAAGAAAUCCUGGACCUCGACAGCCAUAAUGCUGCUACCCGCCGCCGUAGCACCCAGCCACCUCACCAACAGCGCACUCCUGCCUCAGCUGCACAUGUGACGCCUGGCUUCAUGUACGAACCUCGGGCUGUGCACCCUGGGAUGCAGCAAGGCGGUGUCCCCCCCUCCUAUAUAAUGUCUCAGGCCCAUGGAGGUGGCAACAGAGCCCCUUACCCUGGCCCACCAUUCCCUGAUCCAGGAUGCUUUGCUGCCCAAAGACCUCACCCACACCUGAUGGAGGCUCUGCAGAGGCCCCAGCAGCUGCCCUACUCCCCGGGUCAGACACGUAUGGCCAUGUACAGACACCCUCGUCCUGUGGGGCACUUCCAGGGCAUGAUGAUCCAGCAGAGAGGCUUGGCACCAGAACACUUCUUACAUCCAGGGCAACAGAUGAUGGCUGCUCCAGGCGGCCCUAGCAGUAAACAAGGAGUGUGACAAAUACCAUAUCAGAGCAUGUUAUUAUCAAAGAACAUCGGGACAAAGCAGUGAGCCAAAAGAAAGGAUGUGGGCAUGCUGACUGGGCUGACGGACACUACAGAAGGGACACUUGCUCCACACAAUUCUCUUACUGAUUCUCUUACACUGGACAAAAACAUUUGGCUCUGUUUUACUCACCACUGGACUUGAAGACUCAACCAGGCAGCUGGUAUUACUAAGAUAAUAAUACUGUGAAAUGUCAUUGAGCCCUGGAAAGCAAUUCUCUUUCUGCUUGCCCUUGACCCCCAUGGAGCUCAGGGUCAGUUACGGAACAGCUCUGUGGAACUGGUAGGGAUUCACUGACUUGCUCAAGGACACUUCACCAGACUGGUUGCUUCCCAACAUGAGUAUUUGAACUAGGAUCCUCCAGCUGAAGGGCAGCCUGUUUAACCACUAGGCCAACCUGGCAAACACAGGUGACACUGCCUUCAAGAACACUGGACAGCCCUCUCCUCUCUGAGCCAUUGAGAUAUGAAUGGAUGGAAGGCCACUGAACUCAGCCUGCCCCUUUUGUCCAUUCACUUUAGUGCUUGAUGGAGCGGUUAAUCUACUGACAGAACUGAGGAGGACUGUAACAAAGACGAGAGGGACUGUUGAUUUCACUGCUAAUUUCUGUUCCAACCAUAUUUUUAAACUCAGGUGUAGAAAAGGAGUUACUAUGAGACUGUCACCCUUUACCCAGUCCACUCACAGGCUCCUUGCAGUUGCCUUGGUUUCCUUUGUGAAUGUAUGAGUGAAUGUGUAGAUGAUAAUGUAUGUGCAGCAGAUUAGCUGUAUGUGAAAAAACACGAAUACAGAUCAUUUGUCUGAUGCAUGAACCGUCCUGAAAAGGCCCAAUUACUGUCCAUUUCCACCCCAACUCUAACCGUGUUUCUCUAAUUCUGGAGUAAACACACACUAUAUGCAUCUUUCAGAGCGGCCUUCAUUGUUGAAUGUCUUUGACUAGCAGAGAGGGACUGGCAAAGAUGGCGCAAUUUGUAUCCGACUGUAUGAACUCUCUGUUAUGCACUAUGGAUUUUGUUGGUCCAGACAUCCUAGAAUUGAGUGGCCUUGGAUAGUCUUAUUUUUAGUCAAACAUAUAUGUAUAAAAAUAUAUCCUUACUUCUUGUCCCAGAUUCUAAAAUUGCCGGACAGUGACUUGUCCUUCUAGCUGGUACAGUAUAUGCACAUACACAGAACAAACACAUACACAUGAAAUCCUGUUGUUGAUUUUUUUUUUUUGUUGACAUAUGUUGCAUUCCACCAGAAGUUUGUAGCAUUAGUUCUUUGCUAUGCCCAUGGUUGCUUCCUUGAGUACUCUGAAGUGCUCUUCCCCAUGUCAAUACUAAACGUAUCCUCAGGGUAUACAGUUUUUAUAUACGGGUAUUUUUCUACAUUAUUUGAAGGAGGAGCAGUAUAAGGAAGAUGGAACCACAAUUGUGGCAAAUCAAUCCACCUCAUGUGAAGAACUUAACCUUUAGGGGUCUGUAUUCAUUGUUCUUAACAGUAUUUGGCUGAACACACUGCCAACCCCCCCCCCCCCCCCCCAAAGUUGAUUAGAGGUGUGACAUGGAUCAGAUUUGAGUUACUCUACAUUCCUGUUGAUCUGAUGAUACUGCUUGUCAUCACAAUUAAGAUCACAAUCUACCUCACCUAGCCAGUCGGUGGCAAAUACAGAACCCCCCCUCCUCCUCUCCUGCUCUGCCAGACUCCUGUGGGUCAACUUUUUAUGACCAACUAAUGAAUUCAGCACCACUUUUAGUUUUUAGACUUGCAGAUCUGAUAAUGAAAUGGCCUUACAGUACCUUGGCAUGUCAGGUUGCUGUGUCAAAUGAAGGUCCUGACAGACCAUCUCAUCAAGAUGCUGACAUGUGACUAUCCAGCUGUCAUUUGCAGAUGUGCAAAAGAAGCAAUCCUUGGAAGUGUACACUAUGGUAACAAUGGGACAGCGCUAUUAUUCUCAUUUUUUUUAUGUCAUAUUUGGAUUAUAAUGGACAAUACUCCGUCACUGGUCUGAAACGGGACUCUGCAAGUUGGUCUCUUAGUUGUACAGAUUGCAUGCCUUCCUGCCCACAGGUUGUUGAAAGUAGUACAGUAGGCAGUCUUACAGUCUAUGGUCUGUAAUAAUAGACCGCAUAGAGUUUGGCGGCAUUAUGGGGGAGUUCUUUAGUAAUAGGUACCUAAGGCGUUGUGAGGAAAUAUUUGAGGAAGGAUGAUGGAGUAGGAAAGUGCUAGAAGUUGUGAGACUAUUUUCUACAUGUGUCACACAAGAGUUGCCAUGGAUGACUUAUUAUUUUGGUAAAAUAGGGAAUUGUCUCAAUAUUUAGUGAGCCUGAUAGGGCGGUAUUGGAGGUAGUGUGGUCUGUGAGGUUGUAAUUCUGUUUUAUUGUGUGUGUGUGUGUGUGUGUGUGUGUGUGUGUGUGUGUGUGUGUGUGUGUGUGUGUGUGUGUGUGUGUGUGUGUGUGUGUGUGUGUGUGUGUGUGUGUGUGUAUGUGUGUGUGUGUUUCUGGUGUGUAGAAUGGGCUCCAGAUGAUUGGAAGUGUGCAUUUAAGUCUCACUUUUUUCUCUGCUGUCAUCUGUCUGCACUAGUGAAAACCGUUUAGACAUGAUUAAAUGUGAAUCAUAUUUAUUUGCUCUCUUAAGAAUUUUUGUACAUUUUUGGACUUGUUUUAAUAUAAAUGUGGUGUAUGUUUCUUUUAUUCUUGAUGUUGUUUUUGUUUCUAAGCAGUUGUCUUUACCUCAGUAGCAUGGCGGCAUUGAAAAAAAGACAUGCAUGUUUCAUUUUUAAGUGACGUUUACAAGUUCUUAUCUGACUGACAUAGAUUAUUUUGGAAUUGGAAUGAUUUUCUACACUGUACGUUUCCUAGAAAUAAAUAACUUUUCUCGAACAAGA
Molecule: messenger RNA, 7935 nt
Organism: Chelmon rostratus (copperband butterflyfish)
Lineage: Eukaryota; Metazoa; Chordata; Actinopteri; Chaetodontiformes; Chaetodontidae
Product: cat eye syndrome critical region protein 2
Exons: 19
Coding region: 132-5021 (1629 amino acids)
Biological process (GO): chromatin remodeling
Cellular component (GO): CERF complex
Molecular function (GO): protein binding
Source: RefSeq, a predicted model, not a curated record